UACAUCUGGAUCCCAUCAUGCGGCGGCGAAUUUCGAAGUAGUUCCUUUGCAAAGGAGAAAGAGAAGCGUUUUAGCAUUAAACCUCCUGACCACGUACUGGUAUUGGUAUUGGGCAAACAAGUCCUACGCCUGUUAGCGAGUCAGCCCGUGCGCGUUAUUGUGGAUUCUUUCUGAUCCUGUAUAGUUUGGAUCUCCCCAGAGUUCAGAACUACGAACGACUUGCUGCUCUGAAGACGAGAAGCAACGCAAGCAGCCGCGUGACGGUAAAAAAAUCCAGACCGACUUCGAUCUAUCCAGCUCUACCGAAGACCUCCCUUAUUUGCGCGUCAGACGCAAGCUGACAGCAGUUUACGUCGGCGAACAGGUGGAAGAAACGCCAUCUUGUAUAAGGCUCGAAGAUCCCGCACGAUUUUUGUCUCCUGUGGUGGUCCACCCUGUUGGUUCACUUUCGCCGACGGAAGUCCGACACGAUAUUUCGUACGGGAAAUGCAACCGAUGAAGUACGUAGAAGCGAGAAGUACUAACACUUACGAAUACGAAUCCCCCGAUUUUUGACCGAAAAUAAACGCGUCGGCAGGUCCAAGUUCGAUAUAUCGCAGAACGCUCGCGAAGGUUCCGAUACCGAUUCCGAUUAUUCGCUACAGCUGUCCUUGUUUGGGUUUAUCGCUCCUUUGCAACCGCUUGUACGAAGAAGUCGAAGUUUGAACUCUGUACCGUUUACGUUUUGUUCCGGAUACUCAAGUCACGAAACACAACACCUCCACGAAAAUGGGUGGUCGCAGAGGAUCUUCCGCUUCCCGCAAGUCUCGCUCGCCGUCUCCGGCGCCGCGCAAGGACAAGGACCGCUCCCGCUCCCGUUCCCCGCUCGAUCGCCGUCCUGCCAAGUCCCGCUCCCGUUCCCGUGGCGCGACGGUAUAAUGUGGUGCUUCUCGAUGUCAUCUCUGAUGUCCUUACACUUAGUGUUGCUUUUUGCGCCUCUUCUUUGAUGUACGAAGGGCAAGGGUACAAAGUAGAAAUAAACGAUUUAAUUUCGAGAUAAAGAAAGUGAAACGCAAACAAAAAAAAAACGCACUUCACAAAAAUGAAAUACAGAAAGGGGAUGAACCGCGGAGAAAGGGCGGCUUAUGGAUUGCAAAAAUGUCUGGGUCUGGAAGAUUGCAACUUGUCAUGGUAAAUCUGAAGCAUGCAAAAAUCUGUGUUGCAUGAGUGGCAAAAGCUGUCCACUUUUGACCAAGUUGGAAGGGAGUUUCUCAUGCCGGACCGGCAUGGCGGAGACCUCGCAGAGUCUGCCAUGCUAAGUCCCGCAUUCCAGACCUCAUGGGUCAUAGAAAAUCUGCAUGACAAAAUCUACACUUUUCCAGACCCAGACACUUUUACAUUUGAUACGGCUACUACAAGUACAACUUCGAUGAGAAGGAGGCCACCAGGACACUUUUCCUUGCCAAUAUCCUGAGUAAAAACGUCCCCACACCAGAGUCAGGAUGGGGAUUUUGCAACACAAACCUAGGAGUUUAGUGAGUCACGCAUGACAAAUUGCAGGCUGUAUUGUAGUGCAGUUUAGCAAGGGAAGUCGCAUUACAAAUCCCUCUGCUCAUCCUGUUCACAGCAUCACAAAUUCCAAAACACGACUGGAAAUGGCUCUCAUGGGGAUGCGCGUUACAAGUCUUCCUGUCUUUGCAAAUCUGCAUUACAACUCUGGCGUGGGGACGUUUUUACUCAGGAUAGCCAACAUCGCCGACUCAGCGAACGAAUUCGACGUCCAGGACUUGUUCAGCAAGACGCUCGGCUUCGAUGUCAACGAGGUAUCAUCUAUAAGGAACGAUGCGCAUUACCAUUAUAAAUUCCUGUUGCAGCUUCAUGAUGUUGAUCUUGAUGUAUGACAAACAAUUACUGCGAGUGCGACGAACCUCAUGAUAAUGAACCUCCUGAGUCCUGCACAGCGCAGACACUGGGUGAUUUUCUUCGCACGAGUUACUCAAUUGUUCUUUAAAUUUAUGUUCCUUCUUGAUUUCUACUUUGUCUUUCUCUUUCUUAUCAGGUCUCGCUCCCGCGAUCGCCGUCGGCCCGGACUCACCGUGGUUACGGGUUCGUGCACCUGAAAGAUGACCGGGAUGUGGACGAUUGCGUGAAAAAGGCCAACGGAUACGAAUUGCGCGGAAAGCCGCUCAAGGUCGAGGAGAAGCAGGUAUUAGAAAUAUUUCCGUAAAAAGUUCUAGGGUCGUUAGCAGAAACACCAGAAUGGGAAUCAAGAAACCGAAGGAAAAAGCGACGCCCGUGCCACGGUCUUCGUCUUAUGGUCAUGCCCUAUUGAAGUAGAAAGAGAAACAGGGAAUGAAUCAAUCGCAUAUCAACAAAAAAACACAGUCCCGACCGCCGCGCUCGAAAGGAUUCAAGAAGGGUGAUGACUACGGGAGGGGUACCUAUCGCUAUUGCUAUUUUUUCUUUCAUACAACGCCACACGCAGGCUUUACUUUUUUAAAUCGCUAGUAUCGAAGAAGCUCUUUGUUCAUUUUACCCUGAAGACUGCGACCUCAAUUCUCUAUUUUUCGGUAAUCAACAUCAAAAGGCCGCCGUGAUAGCCGCGGGCGUGGAGGUACUACGUUGAAAAUUUCAAGAAUAAGAAAACGAGCAAAAUUUGGUGUCUAGAAUUCAAAACGGUAAGGCGUCGGGCGCCCUGUAUUUUGUUUUUGUUUUGGAUAGCGCGCGGCAGGUCGCGAGGCAUACUACUUCAAAACCAUCAGAAGCAGAGGACGCGACACGCUGAAUGUGUUAUCGCGGCCGCCUACUUCUCGAUAAAAAAAAACGAGAGGCCUGGCAUGGAGCCGGCUCACGAAGACGGGCCGAGGGCUACCAACCUCACGCACCAAACUUACUAGUUAGCUAGGUGUGGCCGUUGCUGGAACAUUCAUAACCGGGGCCCAAUGGGCUCGGGCCGUUACGUGGUCCGAAUAGGCGAGCUGCAGCAACGCCUCCACAGGCAAGCGAGAAGCGGCCCGAAGCUACUGAAAUAUUAAAGCCAGCUUCUGCAAGGGUGCCCGAGUAAAGACAUCGCCAGGGGACUCGAUACAGGUACUCUUUUUCUGCAUUGCGCCCGUGAUUCACGCAAAAUUUUGCUAUUCCCACUGGAUAAAAUUCCAAGAAUGAACAGGGUCGACCCCUUCCGAGAGCCCUAGUUUUGGGCCAUUCCUGAAACGGGCUUUUGCCCUAUUCCCACUUGAUAAAAUUCCAAGAAUGAAAAAGUAGGCCCCUCCGGCGACCCCUGACGCGGGGGGUCGCCCAGAGGACUUUUUUGACCGUUUUGUGCUCCAAAAACGCACUUUUUGACGUUCGCCCACUUCGGAAAUCGAUUUUGGAGCCACGCGGCGCCCCAAUUCUGGACGCCCAAAAUGCAGCCCGUCGGGGAGGGCAGUCCCGCCCUGCUAAGGGUCCGGAUUGGGCGCGCAAAUUGGGCGCACUACUUGCGGCGCCGAAAAAUAUGCUCCGACACUUGGCCAACUCUGGCAAAGACGUCGCGUAUCUGUAAAGCGCCCCACUUUCAUCCUCCGGCCAGCUGCUUGCCGGCGUCAAGAAGAGCCGCUUUGCCGGGCUGCGGGGGCUCUGCCGGUUCCUCUCCAAGUACAAGUGGCGCCCCGUGGCGAUGGUUGGCGAAAUGAUGUCCCGGCCGGAUGCAACCCGGCCGAGCCCAAGGGCGCCGCGUGCUGCUUCUGCGCUGCCGGUCGAGCCGCCGGCGUCGUGUUUCGCCGAUCUUGGAACCCCUCCCGGCCGCCCUAAAGACUCUAAAGGCCGAAUUUUGCUCGUUUUCUUAUUCUUGAAAUUUUCCACUCAGUAGGAGGCCACCGUGGGGACAAGGGAUAUGGCCGCGAUGACCGUUACGGGAGCAGCAAAGGUGGUCGCCGGAACAGUCGUCCGCGUCGCGACAGCCGCCGCCGGUACUAGAUGGUGAAGAUAUAUACGGGAAACUAGUGUUCGUGUUGCGUCAACAUCGCAAUAGUGAAACGACACAUACACGACUAUUAAGAAUGUAAGUGCUGCCACCAGAAUUAUUAUACCUAUACGAAUACCACGAAGCCGUUUUUUCAUCCCAAUUGAAAGGUCACAACAGCCUCUCUACCUCUACUGAACUGGAACAUUCUUGAUGCGCUUUUUUUUGUGUUGAAUGAGUAAGAUCACAUUCAACAGCUCAAACUUCAUCUUUCAACAUCAUCAGGCUGCUUGUCACCUGCGUCUUCUCUAUGAUGACGAGGUGGAAGGGCCUAGGAACAAAUCACAGAUACUGAUAAACUUCAAUCAAACACAGUGCCUCCCUAUAAGUACGAAACAGGAAAUGCAAUGUAGUACUCUUCAAUCGUCUCUACUCAAGAACACGACUUCUCGUCUUGCGUAUUAUUAUUAUUUAUUAGAAACUGUGUAUCGUGUCCGUGUGCAUCUCGUAUGCACCAAAUGAAUUUCAGUUUCACCCGAUACACUGAAGAGGAACAAGAAAGAGGAAUUACAGCCAGCAGAUCGAGAUCAAAACGAACAAAUACGAGAGAAAGUAUGUAUGUCUUUCUUGUUGAAUGAACACACCUGUGGUUGUGACUUUCAGCAUUUAUAGAAAUUCAUGUCAGAAGAUGAAGACGUGGCUACGGCAGGUUCCGGCGCGCCUGUCGUCGUUCCAGGAGAAUAUCACCCUGUUACUGUUUUUCCCGAAUGGGAAUGCGGAGCCUUGUUCCUGGCUCCUUGUUCCUGUUCCUGGCUCCUACGAAUCAGUGCCGGGGUUCUCAUCCGUCGUUGGUUCCUGUAGAUGACCACGACUCACUCCAUUUAUUUCAUUUGCUCUUCUAUUCUAUUGUCGGUGUCUUUUCUGGAAUAAGAGGGACUGUUGAGUGUGGGGCCAUCUUGGAAUGGGUAGGGAUUUCGACGAAAAAGUUGCAGACAAAUGCGAACGAGUUGCAAGCCGCG
This is a messenger RNA of Amoebophrya sp. A120, 4941 nucleotides long. NCBI's taxonomy places the organism in Eukaryota, Dinophyceae, Syndiniales, Amoebophryaceae. The record is from the annotation of a GenBank genome assembly.